This is a messenger RNA of Meleagris gallopavo (turkey), 2471 nucleotides long. RefSeq names its product small integral membrane protein 32 (gene SMIM32). NCBI's taxonomy places the organism in Eukaryota, Metazoa, Chordata, Aves, Galliformes, Phasianidae. The record is from RefSeq and is a predicted model, not a curated record.
GCAAAAAGAGAUGCUUGGAAAGCAGCAAGCCCAGCCUUAGAACGGGAGCUACGUGGCGCAUCGGUAACCGGGAUUAAGAAACUCAACUCAUGCACCGGGAUUCCGGCAGCGGGCAGGAGCCCGGAGGAGAGCACAGCGAACCCAGCGGGAUGCCAACGCUUCAACCGCCUCUCUCCGCGGAUCCAGUUUAACCCAGACUCCAUUCCAGUCGGGAAAAGCACCCGGAGAGCCGCCGUGCCCUCCCCUGGACGGCAUCGAGGGCUCCAACAGCCCAGACCCGGUCCGAGGGCUGCGCACUCCAUGCGCCCGCAGGCGGGAGCGGCACCGAGGUAAAAUGCGGCUCGCUGUCAGGAUUUUACAAGCGGGAAUAUUCUUCCUUCCCUAUGCCAAACAGUGACUGUGUGUGCUCUCGUUCUUUACUUCGACCGUGGAGGAAAUUUAAGCAAGAACAUGUACAGUGAAUUGCUAAACUCAACCAGUGCCACCGAAGCUCACCUCAUCCUUCAGACCAACACUCCCUACCUGGGCAGCACGCAGCGACCCGUCAGCUCCUCCGCCUUCUACAUGUCGACAGCCAGGGUGCUAAAAGAAGGCGAGAUCAACAAGCCCGACCUGGUGACUUACAUCAUCCUCUUUUUCUUUCUGCUCUUGACUGUGACACUCAUCGUGCUCUUCAUUAACUGCCAGCUGAAAAUCUUUUUUGCUACUCUUCCUUACGACAGAUCCCUCCGGGAAGCGAGGAGCCCGUGGAGGACACAGGCUGUGUGACACGAGGGGGAAAACAGCGUCUUCCAGCAGCAGCAGGGAGCAGCAGCGCUGUGCAGCACAGCAUUCUCGUCCGCAUGGCAGCGGGUGGCUUCGACCCUCCUUAAAAUAAUAGGCUGCGCCGCAGGGAAAGGUUGCUGAAAGAGACGCCGUACGCAGAUGGGAAUAGCUGUAAAUAAAAGGCUGUACGACGAACUGAAGAGAUCACGCUUUGGCAAAUUGAUCGGCACUAAAAGGAAAUUGCCCCCCGAUUCCAGAUUAAGCGCUGUGUGUAUGCAAAUGUCAUCACCGACCCAUUCAGUGCCCAUAGAAGGACAUUUGCAUUAACAGCAAUCUCUGAUUUGUGCAUCUGGUGCAGCUGGUUACCCAUGUUUAUGAAAUCAUAGCACUGAAUGUAAAACACAGCGUAUUUACCUAAUGGCUCCAUUCUGAGGACCAGAGUUUACUUUCCAGACCCGUUUCUCUCCACUGCUGCUGAAACGCUCGGUAAUGCAAUGGGAGCCAUGCCUGGCAGGAGAAAACCAGAAACGGUGGUUUAGGUUUUGAUUGGGGUGCUGCUGGGGGUGGUGGUGGUGUUCUAUUGCAUCUUCAGUCAGGUUUCAAGUCACUGCCAGCUAUGGGAACCACUGAAUACCUGAGUAACUUGUUUUCAACUUCCUUAAGUUGCAAAGGAAAUUGCUCGCCAAGGCAUGAAACCAAAAUAAUCAGGAUGGAGAGAAGGAAGGAGAGAAAAUAAACAUCAUUAAUCGUAUGUAAACUAAUGAAAGGGGAGAGCGGAGCGCUCCGAGCUCCGCACAAGAAGCAGAUAACUUUGGAGAGCCACUGUGUUACAGGAGGAGCUGCUCCAUGGCAGCACUGCCACUCCUUGCUGCCACUAUUAGGCCGGCAGUUUGGAGCAUGCUUCAUCAAAAGGGCAGCAGCAUGAUUGAUUCACCACUCGUUAACGAUAACAUACACUGGUUUAGAUUAAUUAGCAACCCGGUUUUGUUCUAGAAGCUGUAUUCCCGCUUCACCUUCGCUGACAUGCUAUUUAAAUAGAUGACAGUUUUUAGGAAAUUUGCAGUUAGAGUGCCAUAAUUAUAGACCAUACAGCACAAACCCCAGAACAGUAUUCAUGUUCCCACAGCGGGCAAAGGGCUCUUUCCUGGUUGUUUUCUCAGCCACAGUGUCUCCACACACAGCUGAAUCGCAGACGGCCAGAAACACACCCUUAAAACCAACUUCUACUCCCACUUUUGCAAGUGGACCUCCAAGCAAAGGACAGGGGUUCAUGCAGUGCCAGAACUGCAGCCCUCAAGGCGUCCUUAUCACACGGAGCACAGCAGAAGUGCUGUGUGUAUAUGCACGUAAAGGACUUCAUCCAAAUGAGAAGAUUCUACAAUGCAAUCACACACGAGCAUGUGGGACAGAGACACGAACGUACCUGGGCCCUGACAGCGAGCUUUUAUACAAAGAAGUUGCACAGUUGAUAUACUUCCAAGUCAUUGUCUUGGUUAUCAUCUUUUGUUACGCUCAAAAAAGUUAAGCCUACCACAGAGCAGCCCGAAAUAAUUUAUUCCUUGACAGGUGGCCAAUUUUUAUCUCAUCUGAACCAAAUUUCACUGGUGUAAUUCCAAACAAUUAUUCUAAUGCAGAAAUAAAGAAUAAAUUCAAGUGUGUUUAUCUCAGCCCAUUUUGAAUAAAUUGAGCUUUUAUCAAAUCAGCCA